This is a messenger RNA of Aspergillus nidulans FGSC A4, 1191 nucleotides long. RefSeq names its product cAMP-dependent protein kinase catalytic subunit pkaB. The record is from RefSeq and is a predicted model, not a curated record. The transcript has 4 exons. Gene Ontology annotation, molecular function: kinase activity; nucleotide binding; ATP binding. Bases 1 to 1191 code for a protein of 396 amino acids. NCBI's taxonomy places the organism in Eukaryota, Fungi, Ascomycota, Eurotiomycetes, Eurotiales, Aspergillaceae.
AUGGCUUCAGGAACCGUAGGACCCUCGCCACCUAGUGGUGUGCAGGGCUCAUCGGCCUCUGAUAACUCCGGGAACCCAACUCCCGGAGAGAUUCAUGACAGGGAGAAGCGCACAGUUGCGUCUGUCCGGCCGCAGACACAGCGGCACCCAAACCCUUUCGUCAUCACCGAGCGGCCAGAGGAGAAACAGCUGGGGAUCUCUACCCGUCAGUUGAGCGUCCGCGACUUCGUAUUGCUGAAGACCCUCGGUACCGGUACUUUUGCUCGAGUAUGGCUGGCGAGAUUACGCGACGACAAAACGAGACCAGAGAAGGUCUACGCGCUAAAGAUCCUAAGGAAAGCUGACGUGAUCAAACUCAAGCAAGUCGAGCAUGUUCGCAACGAACGGAAGACCCUGGCGGAUGUGUCUGGCCAUCCAUUCAUCACGACAUUAAUCGCCUCAUUUUCUGAUAGUCAAAGCCUAUACAUGCUGCUUGACUAUUGUCCUGGGGGUGAGAUAUUCAGCUAUUUGCGCCGUGCGCGACGUUUCAACGAGAAUACCUCGAAAUUCUACGCGGCCGAAAUCACCAUGACGAUCGAAUUCCUCCACGAUGCCGAGGGUGUUGUAUACCGCGACCUGAAACCGGAGAACAUCCUGCUUGAUGCUGACGGUCACAUCAAGCUCGUUGAUUUUGGGUUCGCAAAACAAAUUGGCGACCGCGAAACGUACACUCUAUGCGGCACUCCGGAGUAUCUCGCCCCAGAGGUGAUACACAAUAGUGGGCAUGGCCUUGCUGUUGACUGGUGGGCUUUGGGAAUUCUAAUAUACGAAUUUCUUGUUGGUCAACCGCCUUUCUGGGAUCAAAAUCCAAUGCGGAUCUACGAACAAAUUGUCGAAGGUCACAUACGCUACCCUUCGAAUAUGUCACCCGCUGCACAGAACAUCAUUUCCCUGCUGUGCAAAACGAACCCAGCCGAGCGCCUUGGACAUAUUUCGGGCGGCUCAGCCAGGGUGAGGACGCAUCCGUUCUUUGAGAAUAUUAACUGGGAUGACCUUUUCUAUCGUCGUAUUAAAGGACCUAUCAUCCCUCGUGUCGACCAUCCCGCGGAUACAGGGAACUUUGAAGAAUACCCUGAUCCUGAUCCGAAAUCUCAGACCAUAUACACUGAGGACAUGCGUUCCAAAUAUGAAACACUCUUUAGCGAUUUUUAG